AUGACAAGCGAGGAGGAGGAGGGCCCCAACGUUGCAACAUCAACAGCGACGACACCGUCAGCGGCAGCAAUCUCCAGGGUAACAACAGCCAUAGCCAGGGACGAUAGCAAUGAACCCGUCACUUCCUCCUCCCCCCGCCGGCCCUCCCCGUACCACCUCCCAUGUCCCGAGGAAAAGGAGGAGAAAGAGGAGGAAAUAGAGGAUGAAGGGAUCAUACAGGAAGAAAGGAUUGAGAAGGAGGAGGAGGAUGUGUUGGAGUGUGAUGAAGAUGAUGAUGAUGUCAGCAGUGAUACCAGUGUGUUAGUUGUGCCCUACCCUGAGCUGGCGCCUGUGGUCUUCUUCUGCCUCAAGCAGACAACAUGUCCUCGCAGCUGGUGCAUCCGAAUGGUCUCCAGCCCGUGGUUCGAACGUGUGAGUAUUAUGGUGAUCUUGUUGAACUGCGUGACCCUGGGAAUGUACCAGCCCUGUGAGAACAUCGACUGCUCCUCAGACCGAUGCCAAAUACUACAGGCUUUUGAUGCAUUCAUCUACAUCUUCUUCGCUCUGGAGAUGGUUAUAAAGAUGCUCGCCCUGGGAAUCUUUGGUCGACGCUGUUACCUCGGGGACACAUGGAACCGACUGGAUUUCUUUAUUGUCAUGGCAGGGAUGGUUGAAUACUCGCUGGAUCUGCAGAAUGUCAACUUCACCGCUAUCAGAACAGUGAGGGUAUUGCGGCCUCUCAAAGCAAUUAACAGAGUGCCAAGCAUGCGUAUCCUUGUGAACCUGCUCUUGGACACGCUGCCCAUGCUGGGUAACGUCCUCCUCCUCUGCUUCUUUGUCUUCUUCAUCUUCGGCAUCAUUGGAGUUCAGCUGUGGGCUGGGCUGCUGAGGAACCGCUGCUACCCGGAGGAGAACUUCACACUGGCAACCGGUAUCAGUCUGCCUAAACCCUACUACAUGGCUGACGAGGAUGACGAGCGACCCUUCAUCUGCUCCCUGCCAGUCGACAAUGGCAUUAUGUCCUGUUCCGACGUCCCUGCCCGCCGCGAGGGAGGGAGAGCGUGCUGCCUGGACAAAGACGACGCCCUGUAUCGCCAGUCGCUGGGCCUGAGCCCCGAACCUCUGGCCAAUGGGAGCGUCAGUGUAGCAGGGCUCUGUGUUAACUGGAACCGUUACUACACCCGGUGUCACACUGGGCAUAGCAACCCACACAAAGGAGCCAUAAACUUUGACAAUAUUGCCUAUGCCUGGAUUGUCAUCUUCCAGGUGAUCACUCUGGAGGGCUGGGUGGAGAUCAUGUACUAUGUGAUGGAUGCUCAUUCCUUCUACAACUUCAUCUACUUCAUUCUACUGAUUAUUGUGGGUUCCUUCUUCAUGAUCAACCUGUGCCUCGUGGUCAUCGCUACCCAGUUCUCAGAGACCAAGCAGAGGGAGCACCAGCUGAUGCAGGAGCAGCGAGCGCAGUGUUCUUCCUCCUCCACCCUGGCCAGUGAACCCGGGGACUGCUAUGAGGAACUUUUCCAGCUGGUCUGCCACAUCCUCCGCAAGGCCAGGAGGCAAACUAUUGCACUUUUCAACACCUUGCGGGGCAAACCUCGCGGCUUCCGGGGCGUCGGAAGAGGUAGAGGAGGAGGAGAAGGGAGGGAGAGGAAGGCCAAUGGAAGAGGAGGACGUCCACCCUGUCCCCACCAUAACAAACCUGACCACGUCUCACCUGCCUCACCCAUGGCCCUCACCGCCACCUCUGCCACCGACGGCUGCCCUCAGUGUGCCGCAGCGCUGUCGCUCACUGACGGGGUGGGACCAGUUUGCAGUGCAGCAAACGAUGAAGCAGAGGAAGGAGCUGUGGAGGAAACAGACAGGGAGGGGGUAAAUUCUGAUAAUAAGGAGAAGGGCAAUAAAGGCCAGGAGGGUACAUGGAGACAGGGCUGUAGUCCUAAGAAGCUGUGCAAGGAGCUGUGGCACAACACAAGGUUGAAACUGUGGGGAAUCGUGGAGAGCAAGUACUUCAACCGAGGCAUCAUGAUCGCCAUACUGAUCAACACCAUCAGCAUGGGCAUCGAGCACCACGAGCAGCCAGAGGAGCUCACUAAUGUUCUCGAGAUCUGCAACAUCGUCUUCACCAGCAUGUUCUCCUUGGAGAUGAUCCUCAAAGUCACUGCAUUUGGCUCCUUCAGCUACCUGAGAAACCCCUACAAUGUCUUUGAUGGAGUCAUUGUCAUCAUAAGUGUAUGUGAGAUUGUCGGGCAGUCCGACGGUGGUUUGUCUGUGCUGAGGACCUUCAGACUGCUGAGGGUGCUGAAGCUGGUAAGGUUUAUGCCAGCUUUGAGGAGACAGCUGGUGGUCCUUAUGAAGACCAUGGACAAUGUGGCCACCUUCUGCAUGCUGCUCAUGCUCUUCAUCUUUAUUUUCAGUAUCCUGGGGAUGCACAUAUUUGGCUGUAAGUUCAGUCUCAAGACAGAGACCGGUGACACAGUACCAGACAGGAAGAACUUUGACUCCCUUCUCUGGGCCAUUGUCACUGUUUUCCAGAUUCUGACCCAGGAGGACUGGAAUGCAGUUUUGUACAAUGGUAUGGCAGCCACCUCACCACUUGCUGCUCUUUACUUCGUGGCCCUUAUGACUUUUGGAAACUACGUCCUCUUCAACCUUCUGGUAGCCAUCUUGGUUGAAGGCUUUCAGGCCGAGGGUGAUGCCAAUCGUUCGUAUUCGGAUGAUGACCACUCCUCCUCCAACUUUGACGAGAGCGAAAAACAUGACUCCAUAAAGUUGUCAGACCCAAGGAUCUGCACGCUGACACCCAAUGGCCACCUGGAGCUGGGUGCUCUCUCCGGGCCCAGGGGAUCCUAUUCCUCAGAGAGGCGAAGCUUCACCAUCGAGUCCAGAAAGAGCAGCGUGAUGAGCCUGGGAAAGAGCAGCUUGGAGAGACGCUCCCUCUCUCUGCGUCAUGGUCGCAGUCCCAACUACCACAACUGGGGGCGCCCUUUCCAUCCACAAUCUGCAUGGAGCCGCAGGUCUAGCUCAAACAGCCUGGGCCGGAGGAGCUACGGGUUUGGUGGGGCUCCCCUGGUGGGAGGCAGUCUGCGUGUGCACAGCACCCGGUCACCCCACUCCUACACCUAUGCCGCAGAGCAGGAGUCCCUUCUCUCCCACUCAUCCCACUCCCAUCAUCCUCCACACCCACAUCAUCCACCUCCACCCCCACUGUUCCUCUCCAGACACUUUGCUGCGAGGGGGGAUCGACGGGCUCUUUCCCUGGAGCUCCCAGAGCUGCUUCGGGCAGGAGGACAGCCCCCUGGCCUGCCCCCUGUCCACCUAGACACUGGGAGGAGAAGUGGAUCUGGUACAGGGGGAUCCAUCACUGGGGGAUCUGGAGCUGGUAGUGGUUUAGGAGUGGACCACAGAGACUGUAAUGGCAAGACACCAGGUCCCCACACUCAGCUGAUGGCUGAGGUUUUCCCUCAAGUCAAUGCACGCAAGGACAGAACAGAUUUCGAUGAAGAGACAGAUUAUAGUUUGUGCUUCCGUAUCCAGAAGAUGAUGGAGGUGUACAAGCCAGACUGGUGUGAAACAAGAGAGGAGUGGUCCGUUUACCUGUUCUCCCCUCAGAACAAGUUCAGACUACUCUGCCAGUCCAUUAUUGCCCAUAAGCUGUUUGACUAUGUGGUCCUGGCCUUCAUCUUUCUCAACUGCAUCACAGUGGCUCUGGAGAGGCCGAAGAUACUGCAAGGAAGCCUGGAAAGGGUGUUUCUCACAAUUUCCAACUACAUCUUUACUGCCAUCUUUGUUACGGAGAUGACUGUCAAGGUGGUGUCCAUGGGUCUGUACCUAGGGGAGAAAGCCUAUCUAAGGAGCAGCUGGAACAUUCUCGAUGGUUUCCUCGUAUUUGUGUCUCUGAUUGACAUCGUGGUGUCAAUGGCGGGUGGGGCUAAGAUCCUGGGGGUUCUCCGUGUUCUCAGGUUGCUCAGGACGCUACGCCCCCUCAGGGUGAUCAGCAGGGCUCCGGGGCUGAAGCUGGUAGUCGAGACCCUCAUCACAUCCCUUAAGCCCAUCGGCAACAUCGUACUCAUCUGCUGUGCCUUCUUCAUUAUCUUUGGCAUUCUUGGUGUUCAGCUUUUCAAAGGAAAGUUCUUCUACUGUGUGGGUUUCGAUGUGAAGAACAUCACUAACAAGUCUGACUGUCUAGCUGCCAGCUAUCGAUGGGUUCACCACAAAUACAACUUUGACAACCUUGGACAGGCUCUAAUGUCCCUGUUUGUGCUCGCCUCAAAAGACGGCUGGGUUAACAUCAUGUACCAUGGACUGGAUGCGGUGGGGAUUGACCAGCAGCCGGUGACCAACAACAACCCAUGGAUGCUGCUCUACUUCAUAUCCUUCCUCCUGAUCGUCAGCUUCUUCGUCCUCAACAUGUUCGUGGGCGUAGUGGUGGAGAACUUCCACAAGUGCCGGCAGCACCAAGAGGUGGAAGAGGCCAGGAGACGAGAGGAGAAACGGCAGCGUCGCAUGGAGAAGAAGAGGAGAAAGGCCCAGAAGCUGCCCUACUAUGCGUCAUACGGUCCAGCCCGUCUGGCUAUCCACACUCUGUGUACCAGCCACUACCUGGACCUAGUCAUCACCUUUAUCAUCUGUAUCAAUGUCAUCACCAUGUCUCUGGAGCACUACAGUCAGCCGCAGUCUCUGGAGACUGCGCUGAAGUACUGCAACUACUUCUUUACCUCCACCUUUGUGAUUGAGGCCUCUUUGAAGCUGGUGGCCUUUGGCUUUAGACGUUUCUUCAAGGACAGGUGGAACCAGUUGGACCUGGCCAUUGUGCUGCUGUCAGUGAUGGGCAUCACCCUGGAAGAGAUUGAGAUCAACGCCUCCCUCCCCAUCAACCCCACCAUCAUCAGGAUCAUGAGGGUGCUCAGGAUAGCACGAGUGUUGAAGUUGUUGAAAAUGGCAACCGGGAUGAGAGCUCUGCUAGACACAGUCGUCCAGGCUCUGCCUCAGGUGGGAAACCUUGGUCUGCUCUUCAUGUUGCUGUUUUUCAUCUAUGCAGCUCUGGGAGUGGAGCUGUUUGGAGAGCUUGUGUGUAACGCCGACUACCCCUGCGAAGGAAUGAGCCGACACGCCACCUUUGAAAACUUUGGGAUGGCCUUCCUGACACUCUUCCAGGUUUCCACCGGCGACAACUGGAACGGCAUCAUGAAGGACACACUGAGGGAGUGCCCACCGGAUGGUCCGGGAAACGACUACGGCUGCCACGCUGGACUACAGUUCAUCUCCCCGAUGUACUUUGUGUCCUUCGUGCUCACGGCUCAGUUUGUUCUGAUAAACGUGGUGGUCGCUGUGCUCAUGAAGCAUCUGGACGAUUCCAACAAGGAGGCACAGGAGGAUGCUGAGAUGGACGCCGAGAUUGAGAUGGAGCUGGCUCAGGGAGGCCUAUGCUGCAUGAUGGGGGGCAUCGGCGCCAUCGCAGGGGCCACAGGUGGCGCUGCAAGUGGGGCCGGUGUGGGCGGAGGAGCGUCUGGUGCAAUUACAGCGGGGACAGUCGGGGGUCCAAUUGGUGGGGUUAUGGCGCCGCUACGAGAUAUAGGAGGAGCUCAUGUAACUCAUGAGGGACACGCACACCAUCGAUGUCGGCUCUUCUCUCCUGCUCAGGAGAGCCAGUGGCUGGAUAGUGUGUCUCUGUUGAUUAAGGACUCGUUGGAAGGAGACAUGAUUGACAACCUCUCCGGUUCAGUUUUCCACCACUACUGCUCGCCUCCUGUCUGCAAGGACUGCAAGGGCCACCCACAAGAGAUCCAACUGGCAGAAGUGGAGCAGGCAUCUCUGAUGUCAGAGCAGCUGUCAGACAAGUCAUCGUCUCUGGCGCUGCCUGAUGACCUCAGCCUGGACGAACACAGCAGCUACCAGUUGAUGGUAAGAGACAGCCAGAGGGGCAGCAGUGACUCCCGUAGUUCGGAGGAGUUGCCCACCCAGGGGGGCUACAGAGGGCUUCGUCCCUCCAGCUCAGGAAGCGAGGAGGGGGUCCAAGAGUUGUUUGAGGUGGGCGUCUGUCCUCAGUUGAAUACUCCCUCACUGGAGCAGUCAAGCCCGGCACAUUGCACAGAUGGAGAUGGAGGAAGUUGCAGUGGAGGUGGUGGUGGGUCUUCACCCGUCUUCCACCUACCAGCAGACUUCUUCCACCCAGCUGCCGCGGCUCAUCCGGGCAGUCCAGGGAACAGCGUUAGCCCAGGAGACAGAGGGCCGUCCAGGUUGGCUUCCCCAGCCUCUUGGGCCUCCCUCCGCUCACCCGGAGCGAACAGCAGGCCCCUGAGCUCUCAGCACCCGUCCCACAGUGACUCCUCCCUGGCCACAGGCAGUUCUGAGGGCAGUCUGCAGACCACACUAGAGGAAGGGCUCAGCUUCAGCGUCUCCCCACCUCGAGAUCUGGAUCUCCCUGUGCCUCUCCUCUGCCCGCUCCCCAGCCACCCCUUACACUCCCAGGGGCCAGCCACAGGAGACCAGGACCACCCUUUACUAAAGAGACGCAGUACUACUUUUACCCUCCAAGCCACCAGGGGGCAUCAGAGGAGCCAAAGCAGCUGUGGCGGUGGCAGCACCAGUCCUGGCUGCCCCCGGCAGGACUCCAUGGACCCUUCAGAUGAGGACGUGGGCACGGGGGCAGGUGGGGAUGGCUGCCGCCAGACCCUCAACAGCGAACACUUGUCAGAAACGUUGAACAGCCUCUCACUGACGUCGCUGCUCACCCCGGGCUCUCUGGCACCCCCACUGGUGAAGAAAUGUAACAGCACAGGCUCACUGGACCAAACCAAUCUAUCUGCCCGGAGUAAAGACGGACGCCACUUCUACGGCAUAGACGCUCAUGGUUUCUUGUCCAACCCCUGGACGGAGGGAAGGGCGAGAGGCGAGCAGGAGGACAGUGAUAUCACAGGCUUCAGCAUGAAAAGCAGCAGCCGGCCCACAGACACAAGCUCCAGGAAAAAUAGAUGAAACACUUGUUGCCUCUCUGUAGUGGAACUCCUUAACAUUUGCAUUUCUGGACCUUGAACAGAACAGGGAGAGACUUUUAAUACAGUAAAUGUCCUGUGAACCCAAUUCUGAAAUUCUCUCUCGUCUUUGAAUCGUCUGUUCUCUCUCUUCUCUCCUCGGAUCUGGCUGCUUGGGAUCAGUCAUUUCUCAAAAGAUUACAGCUGCUGAGUUUUGACAUUCUUUCUUUUCCACAGCAUAAUAUGCGGUUGCUUUCUGAAAGAAAUUGAUAAGGGGCAUAGCCUUUUAACAUAACCAGGAUUCAGCCAUGAAAGAUGUGGCAGUCCUGGGUUUUACAUUUGAGCCAUCCUGAAAUAUAUUAUUUGGAGUAUUUGGAGAGCCAAUACAGAGACAGGCUUGAAAAUUACAGUGAUUGAUGAACAUUAUUAAGGUGAUUUAAA
This is a messenger RNA of Morone saxatilis (striped sea-bass), 7391 nucleotides long. RefSeq names its product voltage-dependent T-type calcium channel subunit alpha-1I-like. The coding region runs from base 1 to 6954 and encodes 2317 amino acids. The record is from RefSeq and is a predicted model, not a curated record. Lineage: Eukaryota; Metazoa; Chordata; Actinopteri; Moronidae. Gene Ontology annotation, biological process: positive regulation of calcium ion-dependent exocytosis; sodium ion transmembrane transport; neuronal action potential. Gene Ontology annotation, molecular function: voltage-gated sodium channel activity; low voltage-gated calcium channel activity. Gene Ontology annotation, cellular component: neuron projection; plasma membrane; voltage-gated sodium channel complex. The transcript is spliced from 37 exons.